Molecule: messenger RNA, 2964 nt
Organism: Dicrocoelium dendriticum
Lineage: Eukaryota; Metazoa; Platyhelminthes; Trematoda; Plagiorchiida; Dicrocoeliidae
Source: the annotation of a GenBank genome assembly
GUUGUUUCAAGAUAUUUCGCGGAAAUUGGGUCUUCGUGGACGCCGAGUUUCUUCUUUUCUUGCGUUCAGAGAUGAUCUUCGCUGAUGGAGCACCUUUUACCCCUAUUAGAAAUGGGAUAUAGUUUUGAUGAAAUUGCGUACGCUCACUCUUCUGGCUGCAGAUCAGUCGAAGAGGCGCUUGAAUUUCUCAUUGGAGAUGCUCGCUCCUUUACUUCCAUUGAUCAACCGGGUAAACUUGUGCUUGGUGCGCGCCAUGCUAGACCAUCUGGGUCUCGAGGCAGAACACAUUUGUCAAGUGUCGUCCGUCAUCUACUUAGAGUUAAUGAACGGACUACCACAGCCAUUUGGAGGCGAGAUUUGGCUCAUAUUAUUACGCAACUCUGGCAGUUAUCUCUUACUGGAUUUUACUCUCCCUCUGGAUUGGCAGUUGUCCCCGUCAUGACUACACAAAUCAAGGUGUUCUCAUCUACACAGCCCUUUCACGUCGACCUGCCCCGACCAAAUCAACUCGGUUGUACUGGAUCAUGGGAAGCCGCAACGAUGAACUCGCCUAGUACUAACUCUCGUGAGCAGCGUGAGAGUGUUAUUCACUCAAAACAUAAGCGUCAUGAGGAUGAAUUCAUUUAUCAUCAAACAGAAGCUCACAAACUGGGCAAUCAGCUGAAAAGAGAGCGUUUAUCACAAAGGGAAGAAAAAGCACGCUUACUGGCUGAGAUCAAAGGGGAUAAAGAGGCGAGACGAUUACGCCAGUUUACGCCUAGUUCCCCGGAUCCACACGGUGCAUCAGCUGAUCUCGUCCAAACGCAACCUGGUCACUUGGAUCCUCCUCGUAUUGGUCAAAUUCGAAUCAAAGUGAUACCAAACAGCAACAAAACAGCGCCCAUCAUUCUCAGACUCCCUGAUUCCGCCGUCUUUCGCGACCUUCUAGUUGCUAUCCAACAGCAUGUUCUACAUGUGACUCCCCUGGCAAGACCGCCGUUCGCUGACUCCCUAUCGACCGAUGUUGCUGGGCGCCUGGAAGAGCACCUGCGAACCAUCCAAGUCACAGAUUCUUGCAUCCAACUGAUCGCUUAUACUUGGCCUCGGCGGACACUUCCUCAUUGCUCUUCGAUGACUCAGACCGAUCACGAUCAAACCGUAUUGAGUCUUCCUCUCGCCGAUUUGGGUCUUGCUGAUGGUGCUAGCGUUGGUGUUCGCCACGCCAAUUGUCCCUUUGAACCACGUUCAUCAACCCAUGACGCAGAUGAUCUUGUUCGUCCAGCCGUAGAGCGGACGCCCACGGAAGUCUCGAUUUCUUCAAGUGGUGAGAGUUCGUUGAACCCCGCAGAUCCGGGAGCGGAGUCCCCAAAUGAUGUAUCGAUGGAGCGACGUUUUCCCCCUAACGGCCAUCAGCUGGUCCCUCGGGCACCGGGAAGCGUCAUUCCACGGAAUACACUGUCUGUUCGCGAGAAUGUUCGUCGUUCUGCUCUGCAACUUCAACACGAACUACUACUUCUACAAGCAGCGCACCCUGUGGCGUCGUUGCCGUCUGUAUCAAGCCUCAAGCCGCAGCGACGGUGGACAGGUGUCACUCCUCUCGUUAUCCUUUGCCAAAGCCGUGUACUGAAAUUAAUUGUGCGUUAUUUGGAAUCUUAUGCCGCUGCUAGAGCCGGAUCUGUGCCCGACUCUUAUACCAACGAUGGCACAGCAGUUUUGGAUUGUUGGUUUGUCAACACAUUGGGGACCAUCUGGUGGCCAUCCUAUUUGGGCCGUGAGUUGGUGAUGGGGUUGCGUGAACGCAUGCAAUUUAACGUACACGCGGCCACUAUUCUGAGGAACUGCACUACCUCCCUGGAUCUGAGCUACUAUUCGCUGGUUACGAAUGAUAUGGUGUUUUGCCUCACCUCCCGUUGGCAUCAUCUGACGGAGCUCAACUUAAACGGAAUACGCGAAGGCCAGGUAUCGGUAGAUGCGGUAGCAGAAAUACAUCGUCUGCAAAACCUCCGUUUUUUAUCUUUGGACGGACUUAGAGCCGUUUGUGAUGAGAACAUUUGCGGCAUCCUUUCUCUACCACAUUUGCGCUGUCUUCGCAUAGCUUCCACGCGAGUGACGGACGCUGGAUGGAUUGAGGCUAGGCAACGCUUAAAUCAGACCGGUUGCAGCUGCUUACCCUUACGGGAGCUGAAUGCAUCUGGCCUCGGAUCCUCUCUGACGAACUCUGGCUUGAGCGCGAUUGUCUCUCUCUUUCCUCUGCUCAUGCGCUUGCACUUGAGGUCUGCUCAUAUCACGGAGGACAUAGAACCCGGAAUUCCACCCUUGGAACAUCUCACCUACUUGGACAUAACUUGCUGUCAGCAUCUGCGUUGCCUGCCUCACGUUUUGAUACCUCCCUGCAGUGCGUCGUUCGAUCACUCUGGGCUGACCGAGAUACGCUUGGAACAUUGCAGCCUGCUGGAUUUGCUGACCGUUGUGGAUCAGCUCAAAGGUCACCCAAUCCGAUGUUUGCGGGGAUUGGAAACGUUGGACUCGUUGAACGCAUAUUCACUGGAAGCGUAUGCCGCGGCUGGAUUUCCUCUCAUUGAACUUGGUUUGCGCCCCAUCAAUUUUGACUGGAUGGUCCAGUCGCCGAGACUCCUAGCUCAGAUACUGCUCUCUGUAGACCCUUCACAUCUUCUGUGGCUGUAUCUACCACAACGACCCAUCGAGAGAGAAACUGGAGACGACUCCUUGGCAGUUGCGCUACAACUCUUGAAGAGAUUCGAGAAUCUGAAGUCAUUGGAUAUGGGCGACCAAGUGAGACAGGAAUUAGAAGUUAACGCAGUCAAAGAAGUCCUCACCCAUUUACUAGAACUCAGGAGCAUUGUUUUCGUCGGUUUGCCCGAGCAAUUUGAGGAGUCCCUUGCUUCUGCCUGUCCUCCGCAAUGUUCCAUGCAAGUACAGUAUUUUAUGUGAUCUAUUCUUUUCUAUACAGUUUUUAUUUCCUGA